AUGGCGGGCAGCGAUGCGAAUGGCGAGGGUCUGGCGCGCAGGAGCGGCGCGUCGCGGCGGCCGGCGGCCUCCAGCGGGCGGGAAGGCGAGGCUGCCGCCGACCGCCCCGAGCCGCUGUCCACUGCUGAAGCACCAGCCGAGGGCGCGGAGCUGCCCGUCUGGAUGCGCCUGUACUUCUACGGGAUGCACGGGAUCACCCUGGACGUGCUUUCGUCCUCCGCGCGGCUCUUCGCUCGCAGCCCCGACCUACGAAUGCUGGGCUUCUCCUCGCCUUACCGCUGCCUCUUGCACUUGCUCACCCACUUCGCUCUGGAGAAGGUGUACCUGCAACAGCGGCGCUGCCCCAGCGCCUUCGUCUUCAAUUAUCUUCUCUACCCCUCGGCGCACGUGGUUCUGCAGACCCUGGCGGGCCAGGCGCUGCUGCUUAGCCUGGGCGGCGGGCUGAGGGGCGCGGGGGCGCUGGGGGCGCUGGGGGCGCUGGACCUGGUGCUGCAGUACAUCCUGGCGCUCUACCACUCGCAAGUGUUCCUGAAGCGCUUCCUGCGCUUGCGGUACCGACGGCAGCUGCAGCAGCAGCGACCGGGCGCGCCCCUCGCCCCUCCUCUCACCCGAGCCCCCGCGGCGGCAGGUGGCCGGCGGCGAGGAUCCCGUGGCCCCCCGGGCACCGAAGGAGCCCCCAGCAAGGGGCUGCCGGACCUGCUCCGUUUUAUUUUUUAUGGAAUGCACGGCUUUUUGGAUGAGAUUUUCUUCACCUUCUUCUUUAACGUGCUGGGGCAGAGAGACGGGGCAACCAGUGGCCACACGUCGCUCUGGUCGUUCCUCAUGUAUGGCAGCUGCAGUUUCGUGGUGGAAAAGCUCUAUUUCCACCUUCACUACAGUCGAGGCUGGAGCACCUGGAAGCGGGUGCCCAUCUACGUGAUCUUCGUCUACCUGUGGGAGCUGUCUUGGGGUCUGGGACUCCGCGCGUGCGGCGCUUGUUCCUGGGACUAUUCUCACUACCCGCUCAAUUUCAUGGGCCUCAUCACCCUGAUGUAUUUGCCUGGUUGGAUAUUCCUUAGUGUGUACCAGGACCUACUUUCCAACGUGUUGUGGCGGGUGCAGUACAUACCAAUCGACUAA
Molecule: messenger RNA, 1119 nt
Organism: Pteronotus mesoamericanus
Lineage: Eukaryota; Metazoa; Chordata; Mammalia; Chiroptera; Mormoopidae
Gene: TMEM229A
Product: transmembrane protein 229A
Exons: 1
Coding region: 1-1119 (372 amino acids)
Source: RefSeq, a predicted model, not a curated record